AUGAUCGAGCCAUUUCAAACUACCUUCGCAGUCCCUAUGACUUGCGAUGGCUGCGUGCAGGAUAUUUCAGGGUCUAUUAAGAAACUCUCGGGCAUCACCAAAGUCGAGGCCAGGCUUCAGGAGCAACUAGUUGUAGUCGAGGGCACAGCAGCACCUAGUUCUAUUGUUUCCGCCAUUCAAAGUGCUGCCGUCUGCAUCCUAGAAACGCAUAAUACCACCGUCCCCGAGAAAAUCCGCGGAUUAGCACGCAUGAUUCAAGUCUCCAACAGUCAGACUCUAGUCGACCUCACAAUAAACGGCCUUUCGCCUGGAAAGUAUUGGGCCACAGUCAGAGAAACAGGCGAUAUUUCGCAGGGCGCAGGAUCAACCGGUGGGAUAUGGGAGGCUCUGAAGAAUAAAGUAUUUGCCGGUGGCGAGAAACAGCAGCAGCAACCACGCGGAGUCUUUGGGUUAGUUGAGGUUAAUGAGGCGGGCAAGGGAAAUGUCUUUAUAGAUCAACCCGUUGCCAUUUGGGAACUGAUUGGACGGAGUAUGGUUGUGUCUAAGAGCAAGGAAGGCCCGUAUCGUACGGAGGAUGCUGACACGCUUGUUGGGGUCAUUGCGCGCAGUGCGGGAGUUUGGGAUAAUGACAAGAUGGUUUGCUCUUGCUCGGGCAAGAAUGUAUGGGAAGAGCGUAAGGAGCAGGUUACCAAGGGCAUGCUCUAG
Molecule: messenger RNA, 705 nt
Organism: Talaromyces atroroseus
Lineage: Eukaryota; Fungi; Ascomycota; Eurotiomycetes; Eurotiales; Trichocomaceae
Exons: 4
Coding region: 1-705 (234 amino acids)
Biological process (GO): removal of superoxide radicals
Cellular component (GO): cytoplasm
Molecular function (GO): copper ion binding; superoxide dismutase copper chaperone activity
Source: RefSeq, a predicted model, not a curated record